Hypoxylon trugodes is the source of this 1402-nucleotide messenger RNA. Its product is annotated as alpha/beta-hydrolase. NCBI's taxonomy places the organism in Eukaryota, Fungi, Ascomycota, Sordariomycetes, Xylariales, Hypoxylaceae. The record is from RefSeq and is a predicted model, not a curated record. The transcript has a single exon. The coding region runs from base 207 to 1238 and encodes 343 amino acids.
AAUUUUAUCGAAUUUGGAGAAAGUUGUUCAUUUUUUUCGUACUAUUAGCAGCAAUAAACACCGUAUCGCUGGCUUCGUUUAUAAACAAAAUCAUAGAAUAUCGUCUAGCUCAAUGACGGCGACAAUAGCAGCAUCUUCAUAUAUGGUGUUAAAGCGUCAAAGGGCUUGUAGUUUGCAUUCCUGAAGCAUUAGACGCCCGCGACAACAUGAAAAUCCUCACUAUUGUAGCCGCUAUCAUCGCGGGGUACGUCACGCCCAUCCAGCAUGUAGCAGCACGAGAAUCAGGAACUAUAUGCGAUGCGCCUUCAUCAGGUGAUCUAAACGGUUCAAAUUUCACAUAUCCGUGGCCAUUACAGUUGUAUAAGUUCACUUCUCAACAUCAAGAUCUCGAAAUGGCUUUCAUGGAUAUUGCGCCGACAUCUGAGCCGAACGGCAAGGUCGCCAUUUGCUUACACGGGAAGAAUUUCUGCGGGCCCACGUGGGAGGCGACCGCCAGAAAACUCGCGGGGAUAGGAUACCGAGUCAUCUUACCGGACCAAGUUGGCUUUUGCAAGUCAUCUAAACCGGAAUCGUAUCAAUAUACGUUACAGCAAUUGUCGUAUAAUACGAGGAAUCUGUUGCAAGCCCUGGACAUCGGGAAUGUGACUGUGGUCGGGCAUUCUUUGGGGGGUAUGACGUCUGUGCGCUUCGGCUUGAUGUUCCCCGAAAUCGUCGAAAAACUAGUUCUGGUGAAUCCCAUAGGGCUGGAAGAUUGGAAAGCUCUCGGUGUGCCGUAUAUGAGCGUGGAUCAUCUCUAUCUCUCCGAGGCAGCUAGCAACUACACCACGAUUCGAGCGUACGAGCAAUCGACAUAUUACGUGGGGCAUUGGAACGAGUCGUACGAUGUUUGGGUGAACAUGCUGGUUAACAUCUACAAAGGCAGUGAAGCGUCCACGUUUGCCUUUGACCAAGCUCUUAUCACUGACAUGGCCCUGAGCGCACCGGUGGUUUAUGAGUUUGGCAUAUUGAAACCGAAAACCCUUCUGAUCAUAGGUGAUAAGGACACCACGGCUCUAGGCAAACAAUGGAGCCCACCGGACGUCCAGGCUAAACUAGGCCAUUAUGAUGUGUUAGGGAAGCAAGCUGCCGCUGCGAUACCAAAUGCGGAUUUGAUAGAAUUCCCUAAUUUAGGACACGCGCCGCAGAUUCAGGAGCCUGAUAUGUUCCACGAUGCAUUGUUGGGAUGGUUAGCGAGUUAGAUAGGUUAUAACAACCCUGUGAUAUAAACGAGUAUAUACUGGGCUACCUAUGUAUAUAAAUAUCUGGUAGCGAAAUGAAUCAAAUCAAUCGAGCCCUCCGACUAGAUCUUACUUACACGUAGAACCAUUAUGCCCUUUUGUGGCGGCGCUGGAUUUGCGAAUAU